AUGGGUUGUCUAUAAUCCAAAAAGAGAAAUAGAAUUGUGGCCAUGUAAACAAUGAAUAAAGAUUAAGUUUUCACUUCAACUGCUGACAUCCAUCAAUUAUAUAACUUUGGAAAAGUAUUAGGAGUUGGCUCUUUUGGAAAGGUUUUAUUAGCAAAAAUGAAACAGAACAAUGAAAAACAAUAUGCUAUAAAAGUAAUAGAUAAAAGGAGAGUAAAAGGGAAAGAAUCAUUACUUGCUAAUGAAAUAUUUGUGUUAUAACAGCUAGAUCAUCCAAAUAUUAUUAAGUUUUAUGAAGUUUAUUAAAGUGCAUUAUAUUUUUAUAUUUGUAUGGAUUAUUGCUAAGGUGGUGAAUUAGUAGAGAGAAUUGCUAAAUAAUAGGCAACAUUAUCAGAAGGUUAAGUUUAGAGUAUUAUAUAAAAAGUAUUGAGUAUUUCAUUUAUAGAUUUGUUCAGCUAUAGUUUACAUACACGAUUUAGGUUUGGUACAUCGUGAUAUCAAGCCUGAAAAUAUUAUGUUCAGUGAGAAAGAUAUAUAUUCAGAACCAAAGUUAAUUGAUUUUGGAUUAGCCAAUAAAUAUGAUACAACUCAUAUAAAGUAUUUGAAUGUUAAAUAUAAUAAGACGAUUAAAAACAUUUGUUGGAACUCCUCUUUAUUUACCACCAGAAGUAAUUGAUGGAGAAUAUGAUGAAAAAUGUGAUGUAUGGAGUUUAGGAGUUAUGCUAUUUAGUUUAUUAUGUGGUUAUCCUCCUUUUUAUGGUAAAAAUAGAGCUUAAUUAUAUGAAAAUAUUAAAUCACAAGCAGUUUAUUAUAUUUAUAUUAUUAUUAUUAGCUUAUUUUUGAUAGACGUCAUUGGAGAAAUAUAAGUGAAUAAGCUAAAGAUUUAAUUUAAAAAAUGUUAAUCAAAACACCUAAAAAAAGAUUAUCUGCUAGAGAAUGUCUUAAACAUUCUUGGUUUACUAUUUAAUUUUAAAAUAUAAAAGUUUAAAGAGAAAAAAGUUAAUAAUUAUAAAUUUAGAAUCAUCAAGAUAAUAGAACUAUUUAUUAAAUGUUAAAAAUGUUUAGAGGUGGAGCUAAAUUUAAAAAGGAAGUUACAAAAGUACUUAUUAAUUAAAUGAAUGAAAAAGAAUUACAUCAUCUAAAAUAAGUUUUCUAGAAAAUAGAUGUUGAUAAUUCUGGAACUAUAACUAUAGAAGAAUUAAGAGAAGCACUUUAGUAAGAAGUAUUCAUACUCUUUUAUAAUAGGGAUCUCCUGCAUCACUUGAAGAAAUUGAAUAAAUUAUAUAGACUAUUGUAUUAGAAGAUGAUGAAUAAAACAAUAAUUUAGAAUAAGAUUAAGAACCUUCUCCUCUUGUUAUCAAAUACACUGACUUUUUGGCUGCUUGUAUUGAUGAAAGGAAAAUUCUAACUAGAGAAAAAGUAUUAUUAUUCAUCUAUUAAUUAUUUUAGUUAUGGUCACUUUUUAAAUAUUUUGAUACUUUAAAUGUUAAUUAUAUAACCAAAGAAGAUAUUAAAGAAGCUUUAGCAAGACAUGGAAGAUAGAUGUCAGAUGAAAAAAUUGAUUAGAUGAUCUUUGAAAUUGAUCCUAAUCAUGAUAAUAAAAUUAGUUUUGAUGAAUUCUUAUAAAUGAUGGGGGUUGCAGGAAUUGAACAAACUAUGAAUAUCACAGAUGAAGUUAAAGAAAUCGAUAUUUAAAGUUGA
Paramecium sonneborni is the source of this 1698-nucleotide messenger RNA. NCBI's taxonomy places the organism in Eukaryota, Ciliophora, Oligohymenophorea, Peniculida, Parameciidae. The record is from the annotation of a GenBank genome assembly.